GAAACGAUAUUUAUAGCUCAAAUUGCCACUUUAGAGCAUAGACGUUCAGGACUCGUCCAGCAAUCAACAACCAACUUUAUCCAUUAAAAAUGAUGAAAAUCACUUUGUUCGCCCUUGCUGCGUUGGCGCUGGUGUGCGCUCAACAAGCUCCCGUUGCCAGCGACCAAAAGCCACCAGUAGAAAUCGUCAAACAAGAUUCGGAAGUCGACGUCAAUGGAUACAACUUCGAAUUUGAGACAAGCGACGGUACAUCUAGGCAAGAGCAUGGAGAGUACAAGAACGACACAGACCAGCAAGGUCUCUUGGUGAAGGGCAGUUACAAGUACGUCGCUCCUGAUGGCCAGCACAUUGCUGUCUCCUUCGUAGCUGACAAGAACGGAUAUCAGCCGUCCGAACAAGCUGAAGACCAACAAAAACCCGCCCAAGCCUAAAAUCAUAAGCAAAAGGAAUCGCUAAUACCAAAUAAUUUGAAACUAGAAGUAUAAUCUCUAGUCUAAGCAAUUAACACUGCCGGAAUAAAAGUGUUUAAGUAA
Manduca sexta (tobacco hornworm) is the source of this 533-nucleotide messenger RNA. It is a transcript of the gene CPR24, whose product is annotated as endocuticle structural glycoprotein ABD-5. Bases 90 to 431 code for a protein of 113 amino acids. Gene Ontology annotation, molecular function: structural constituent of chitin-based larval cuticle. The record is from RefSeq and is a predicted model, not a curated record. Gene Ontology annotation, cellular component: chitin-based extracellular matrix. NCBI's taxonomy places the organism in Eukaryota, Metazoa, Arthropoda, Insecta, Lepidoptera, Sphingidae. The transcript is spliced from 3 exons.